CUGGGGACAGAUGGAGCUCCUGGUCCCUUGGCUUCGGCCAGGGAGCCGGUCCCGCCCAGACUCCAUCCCAGGGAGGGCUGCCCCGCGAGCCUCCGGACGGCCUGGGGCCGGGGUGGACGUGCCUGGCGAGCAGGGCCCGACGCUCGUUCCCCCAGGGACCUACGACGUGAAAUGCUACGAGUGCACGAUCAUCAACAGCUUCCGCUGCACCAACCUGAGGGUCUGCAAGUAUGAGACCAGGCGCUGCUUCACGCUCUCCGUGCGCCUGAACCCCCGUGAGCUGAUGGUGUUCAAGAACUGCACGGAUAACUGCACCUUCGUCUACAAGGAGCACCAGCCCCCGCCGGCCACGAUCAGCAGGUCCCUGAGGACCAACAGUUUCUACUGGAUCAAUUGCUGCGGGGGCAUGACCUGCAACGACGGGGGACCCAGCAACGUGGAGCGCGACAUCGUGCCCCCCGAGCCCAUCGAGGAGGAGAUAGAAAGCGCGGCGGUCCUGUGGAGCUCGGGACUGUUCCUGACCUUUGCCUCCACCCUGGUCGGCAGGACACUGACCUGACAACCCUUCACCUCGGCGUCGGUCCGUCACCCCUCCGGCCUCAGAGCAGGCUCACUCCCCUUUGCUGUCUCCUGAACCAGAGACACGGCCCCCCACCCCGUUGUGGAGUUACCCGUUUACGGCUUGUUGAAGAGAAAAAUGAA
Molecule: messenger RNA, 702 nt
Organism: Molossus molossus (Pallas's mastiff bat)
Lineage: Eukaryota; Metazoa; Chordata; Mammalia; Chiroptera; Molossidae
Gene: GML
Product: glycosylphosphatidylinositol anchored molecule like
Exons: 2
Coding region: 11-559 (182 amino acids)
Source: RefSeq, a predicted model, not a curated record